AUGAGCGAGCGCGAGGCGCGCGACUUCAUGAGCACGGUCGAUUCCUUUGCGCAGCUUCCCUUCAUCCGCCAGGCCGCUCCGAGAUCUGCAGCCGCCAGCAACGCUUCGGCCAUCCGCCUCUUCGGCAUCGAAGUCCCUCACUGUCAGAACGCCAAAGAAGACAUCACCAAAGACCACGCCACCGUCGCUGCCGCCGCCUCCGCCGCCACGUCCGUCAACGGUGAGAGCGUGCGCAAGUUCGAGUGCCACUACUGCCGCCGGCAAUUCCCGACCUCGCAAGCCCUAGGCGGGCACCAAAACGCCCACAAGCGCGAGCGCCAGAACGCGAAGCGGGCUCACUUCCAGGCCCACCUCAGCCCUAUGGCCAUCGACGGCCGCCACCACGUCUUCGAUCUCUUUAGCUUUCACCGCCAGUACCCCCCUCCUCCGUGGCACCACCAUGCAAGUGCUUUCUUCGCCGGAAUCGGUGCGGUGGGCCAGCCCAUCAGCAGCAGCCCGCUGCCGGCGAUCUUGCGCGCUCACGGCGGGGUGCCCCACGUGGAGUCGCGGAUGCCGGCGGUGCCACUGAUAAUGAGAGGAUCAGGAGAUCGAACGGAGUCGAGCGGCGGAGGCGGCCAUGGCAUUGUAAAUGGUAACAGUUUAACUGCUGUAGCAUCUUCGCCUUCUUCUGCGCCUCCCAGAUCCCAAAUCGGGUUCCAAUUCAUGCCAACUGCCAAGGAGAACGUGAGUUUGGAUUUACGCCUGUGA
Messenger RNA from Zingiber officinale, 747 nucleotides. RefSeq names its product zinc finger protein 8-like. Gene Ontology annotation, molecular function: DNA-binding transcription factor activity. The record is from RefSeq and is a predicted model, not a curated record. Lineage: Eukaryota; Viridiplantae; Streptophyta; Magnoliopsida; Zingiberales; Zingiberaceae. Gene Ontology annotation, biological process: response to gibberellin; trichome morphogenesis; trichome differentiation. The transcript has a single exon. Bases 1 to 747 code for a protein of 248 amino acids.